Mytilus californianus (California mussel) is the source of this 3265-nucleotide messenger RNA. RefSeq names its product lisH domain-containing protein ARMC9-like. The transcript is spliced from 22 exons. Gene Ontology annotation, biological process: cilium assembly. The record is from RefSeq and is a predicted model, not a curated record. Bases 244 to 2664 code for a protein of 806 amino acids. Lineage: Eukaryota; Metazoa; Mollusca; Bivalvia; Mytilida; Mytilidae. Gene Ontology annotation, cellular component: ciliary tip; ciliary basal body; centriole. Gene Ontology annotation, molecular function: protein binding.
UCUGUUUGACAUAGAUUGUUUACAUCGCAUACCAUAGAAAUCACAGAAAAAUAGAAAAAAAUGAACAAAAAAUAGCAUAUUCUCAUAAUAAUUCCAAGAUUGUUUACAUCGCAUACCAUAAAAAUCAAAGAAAAAUAGAAAAAAAUGAACAAAAAAUAGCAUAUUCUCAUAAUAAUUCCAAGAACUAUAGAAGUAAAUGGACUAAAAGAGAAAUAAACUACAUAAUCCAGGUAGAAACAAGAUAUGUCUGGAUCUCUGUCUGUUGUGUCAUUUGAGGGAGAACUCAAUGCCAUUGUACAAGAGUACCUGGAGUUUGUGACAUUUGACAAGACGUUGGUAUCUUUCCAGAAAGAAUGCGAAACAAAGCAGAAACCUAUCACUACACAGAGUAUAAAAUCUAAAUCAAACCAGAAAUUACUGGCUAUACAGAAUGAAUUGAUGCAAAAUUUCCAUAAAGGAAAGAGAGACAGAUUUCUGAAGUUAUGGAGUGAAAAUUUGGCAGCCUCUGUCAAAGACCAGGACCCAGUGGCAAAGAAACUAGAAUUUUAUGUCAAUAUAUAUUUUGCUGUGUAUCCAAUAAAGUUUGCAAGAGGUCAGAGAGAUGCUGACAGAGCUAUGGGAGAUUUUAAGAAGUACUUAGAAACCCGAGGUGCUACACUGAGUCAGACAACAGAGUUUUUACCAUACUAUGCUUUACCAUUUGUACCCAAUGCCAAGGGACAUCCAUCUUAUAAAGAAUUGUUCACAGACACAUGGGUAAAGGAUUUAGAGUUAAGACUGGAAAAGUUCCUGACAUUAACUCUGAAGUCAACACCACAACCAAAACUGUUCGAUCUUUAUAGAGGAAAUAAAGUUGGCGAUGAAAAUGAGCAAUUUCAACAGAUAUCCCGAUUACAGCAGCAGUUAGUCGACUCUGAAAGAAAGACCAUGUCAUACAUAAAACGACACAACCGUGUACAGGCUGACUACCACAAUUUAAUAGGAAUAACAGCAGAUUUGGUUGAAGCUCUGGAAUCAACAGUCCAAGGAAAACCAAUUUCUCCUGAUUAUCUCCAAGAGAUUUGCUCUAGACUAUUUAGUGGACAUAUGCAGAAUUCAGUUGAUUUCACACGACCUGGUACAGCUAGUCAAAUGCUUCGUCAGUCAAUGGCUCCAACGAGUAAUCUGCAAGAGCCUGAGACAUAUACUGCCUUAGAUUAUGAAAAAAUCAAAUAUGAAAUGGCCAAUGCUGAAGUGAGAAGGAAGGUUUUACUUCUACAGGCUAUAAGAUGGAGGUUAACACAGUCAAAUCCACAACAGAGAGACUCUUCUAUGACUACUUACAGAGAUAAUGAUUUGUUAGGCUGUUCUGUGGCUGGGACACACAGGGAUGCAGUGCUUGCCUUAUUGACAUCUAGUGAUGAACUUGUAAAAGAAGGAGCUGCCAGAUUAUUUAAUGCUUUUGCUUCUCUUUGUGCAGGUAGAACCUAUCUUGCCCAGAACCAAGAUUUAUUCAAAACUUUGUUAGAUAAUUUACGAGGUGAAGAAAAAGAAUCAGUCACAAGAGAAAUGGUACUUGGAGCUUUACAGAAACUCUCUUUAAGGAGAAACUUACAGACAGCCAUGAUAGAAGCAGGUUUAAUAGAAUGGCUGGUAAAGGUUCUUGAAGACAACGAUUCUUUAUCUGAUUACACGCUGGAGUACUCUGUUGCUUUGUUAAUGAAUCUCUGUCUCAGGACCUCUGGGAAAAAACGCUGCGUCCAAAAUGCUGACCAGACUUUAAAAGUCCUUAGUGAUUUACUAGGGCAUGAAAAUCAAGAAAUCCGUCCCUAUGUCAAUGGUGCCUUAUACAGCAUUUUAGCUGUUCCGUCCAUCAGAGAUGAAGCUAAGGCAAUGGGAAUGGAAGAAAUUCUCCGUUGUUUUAUUAAAGAGGACCAGCCUGAUAUGAAUAGACAGAUAGAAUUUAUAAUCAAGCAGCUGAAUUCAAUAGAGACCGUGGAUGAAUAUGAUUCUGAUGAUGAGGAAGAGGAGGAAGAAGAGGAAGAUCAAGAUGCCAUGGAACUGGACAUAGACAAAGAUGAAUCAUUUAAACCAGAAGAUAACGAAAUGUCUGGAGAAAAACUACUGACCACAGAAUAUCUAGCAGCAAAAACUGGACCAAUCAGACACAAGAAAAAGCAUACAGAUUUAGUAAUGGCCAAUGAGUUAUUACAAAGACCUGUUACACCUAGUCAAAGAAGAGCUGAAAAUCAACCAUCAGGAACACAGCCAAUGACACCUGUGGUGACCAGCCGACCUCCAUCCCAGAGUAGUGUAAUGAGACCACCAACAAGAAGUGGGAGUCGACCCAAUACACAAGAUAGUCAGAGAGACACAGCUAGAACAGAAGAUGGCAGGCCAACUAGUAAGAGCAGCCAAAGGUCAACAGGAAGUAAAAGUUCUUUGAAAGCACCAAGUAUUGCUGAACACCCAGAAUACAAACAAGCCUUUGGAUCUAAGCCAAGGAUUCUUAGAACUCCACAUGGAAGGGAAGGCACACCAUCUAAUCCAGGAACACCACAUCUCAGGACCCCAGAUAGUUCAAGGAGGCCCACCAGCAGAGGAUCAGUUGGUAGUCUACCUCCACAGCCACAGUACUCUGAGUCAGGACCAAGACCAAGUUCUGCUGGAAAGUCUGGACCGUAAUGUUGGUGGAUCUAUUUCUGGUGGAUCAAGGAAGCUCUCUACAGGAAGUGCACACAACCAGGAUGCAUAGACAAGGGAGAUUACUCAUUUUAAUGACUUGUGAUAGUUCAUAGAACAUUCCAUUUUUAUAUGACUUAGUUAUAUUUUAGUGCUAUUUAUUAAUGUCUUUUAUGAAUGUUAAAUGCAGUGACUUUGAAAAAUGUGCAUUUACUCUUCUCUAAAUAUGUUUCAUCUGUUUAAUUUUGUUCGUAGUUAUAAAAGUCAGGUUGUACUGUACUUAUAUUUGUUAAAAGUCAGGUUGUACUGUACUUACAUUUGUUAAAAUCAAAGCAUUUCAUAUUGGUACUUCUUGUACUCCCAAUAUUGUUAAGUUUAUCUUGUUUUGAAAUUGUAUUUUUGAGCUCUUUGUAAUGAUAAAAUUGGAAUUUCAGCUAUUCAGUAAAUUUUACAUUUGUAUUUAUUAUAUUUUGUGCUUUGAAUGUCAGAUUAAUAUAAAUUGGUUUGCAAUAACUGGAAUUUGAUCUUUGAAAUUUUGAUAACCUUGUUUAUUUAAAAAAACAAAUUUUAAUUCUGUAAAUUUGGAAUAAAAUAGUGUAAAUUU